GCCUCUCAAGAACUACAUCUUGAUAACGUGCAACGUCUUCAAGAAGCGAUCUUAGCUAUCGAGAUCGUAACGAAGAAGCUGGAGAGAACCCUUUUUGAGUUUGCCUCAACGAUGGAUGACGAAGCCCUCUGUCAGGGGGAAGAAGCGGAAGAAUUCGAUACGUAUUCCAUCAAAGGAGACACAACCUUGUCUGGGGCGUUUCAUUUCGCUGUAAUACUGCAGGCAAAACUUCGAGCUUCACUUCUACUCCACUAUUCUCACAACAUUGUGCUUCUCAAUGCUUUAUCUUUAGGUAUGCUUACAUUCUCGAGGGUCGAAGCCAGCGUCGUCAGCAUAAAAAGAGGGACGAGCCAAGGAUGGGGUCAGUAUCGUGCCACUCGGGCAGUGGCUUGUGUCACGGAAAGGGCGAGCAAGAACAGACAAGAUCAAGAACUGGGUCAAGAAGCAUACACCAUAAAACUGGUGCAUCGGCUCAUUAAGGACAAGAGCUAUUUCAAGCUGAGAAAAGAGGAAAGGACCAGCGCCUCUCAAGAACUACAUCUUGAUAACGUGCAACGUCUUCAAGAAGCGAUCUUAGCUAUCGAGAUCGUAACGAACAAGCUGGAGAGAACCCUUUUUGAGUUUGCCUCAACGAUGGAUGACGAAGCCCUCUGUCAGGGGGAAGAAGCGGAAGAAUUCGAUACGUAUUCCAUCAAAGUAGACACAACCUUGUCUGGGGCGUUUCAUUUCGCUGUAAUACUGCAGGCAAAACUUCGAGCUUCACUUCUACUC
Molecule: messenger RNA, 771 nt
Organism: Ostertagia ostertagi
Lineage: Eukaryota; Metazoa; Nematoda; Chromadorea; Rhabditida; Trichostrongylidae
Source: the annotation of a GenBank genome assembly